This is a messenger RNA of Silurus meridionalis, 841 nucleotides long. RefSeq names its product vitamin K epoxide reductase complex, subunit 1 (gene vkorc1). The coding region runs from base 82 to 597 and encodes 171 amino acids. The transcript has 3 exons. The record is from RefSeq and is a predicted model, not a curated record. Gene Ontology annotation, molecular function: vitamin-K-epoxide reductase (warfarin-sensitive) activity. Lineage: Eukaryota; Metazoa; Chordata; Actinopteri; Siluriformes; Siluridae. Gene Ontology annotation, biological process: vitamin K metabolic process; peptidyl-glutamic acid carboxylation.
UUUCCCACGUCAUAAGAAGUUUCUCCAGCUGAAAUAUUUCCGAGAGAAUUCACGGUACGAAAUAAGAGGUUGUGUCUUAUCAUGUCCUCCAGCAAGUCUUCUAACGGGGUCCCUAAAUGGGAAAGGUGGGCUCGAGUCAUGCUUUGUGCUUUAGGGUUAAUACUGUCGGUUUAUGCGCUUCAUGUGGAACUGUCUAAGGAGAACGACCCGAAUUACCGGGCAAUGUGCGACCUCGCGGAAUCCGUCAGCUGCUCCAAGGUUUUCACCUCCAGGUGGGGACGUGGAUUCGGACUCGUCCAGUUGUUUGCGGAAAAGGACAGCCUCCUGAACCAACCAAACAGCAUAUUGGGAAUCUUGUUUUACACUCUGCAGCUGGGCCUUGGCCAAAUGGUGUCUGUUACAGCAGCACAUUUCUUGGUCAUGGCAUCCUGGUUGUCGGUGGCUGGUUCGCUCUAUCUAGCUGCUAUUCUAGUGCUGGUGCUGGGGGAUUUCUGCAUGGUGUGUGUGUCAACGUACAUCAUCAACUUCGCUCUCAUGUACAUCAACCUGAAGAGAAGGACAGGUCUUAGUGGAAAGCAGAAGAAGAAGACGAGAUGAGAUCUCUUCAAGUGUGUGUGUGUGUGUGGGAGUGAUGUUUCAAUUGCAGGUGUCUUAUGAUGAAUCCAAAUAAAAUGCAUAAGAGUUGUUUGUAUUAAUAUAAAUGGUUCUCUCUGCCGAAGCAACGCCAACAUACAAGAAUGCAGGUUUAUUUGCUUGUAGAUCAGACUGUUACAGAACACGAAAGCUUGCCUGUGAUACGUCAGAGACCUUCACUUUAAAUAAACGUGCAUUCAAAAGCUAA